Messenger RNA from Osmerus eperlanus (European smelt), 2190 nucleotides. It is a transcript of the gene zdhhc24, whose product is annotated as zinc finger DHHC-type containing 24. Gene Ontology annotation, molecular function: palmitoyltransferase activity. The transcript is spliced from 3 exons. The record is from RefSeq and is a predicted model, not a curated record. NCBI's taxonomy places the organism in Eukaryota, Metazoa, Chordata, Actinopteri, Osmeriformes, Osmeridae. The coding region runs from base 456 to 1331 and encodes 291 amino acids.
CAACAACAUGUAUUUCUCACGCUGAGAAGCAAGGGGUAUCUUCUUGUCAGACGCAGGCAUUCGGAGGUAAAUGUUCUUCUGAGAUGAGAGCUGUCUCGAGUUACACACGAGUUAAAUGCCACCUACCAGCCAAUCAGAAACACCAGCAAUUUGUUGCGGAACGGAAAAUGUUUUGGGGACAUAAAACAAUGUAACACAGGACUGAACCUAGCGUUUCGCUUGUAUUAUAAGAAAGCAAGCACGGGUUGGCAGCAUUGUUAAUCAUGGUCAAUACCUCGAUGAUUACAAGAUAAGUUGUACUUUUUUGUAAAACCUUUUUGUAUUGUGUAUGAUUUGAAAAUAAAAGGCUCCCAACGUUUGGAUUACAAACAUGUUGCUUGUCCGUCAAUGAAAACCACCCCCCAUUUAAUGUCAGACUGAAUCAGAGGAACUGUCAAAGGGACAACGCGCACAAUAUGACCAGUUUCGCGAGUGGAGUGUACUGUCGUGUUGAAAGGGUAUGUCGCCACCUGCCCAUUGUCCUGAACACCGUACUGGUCUUCUCCAUCACUGCAGAAGUGAGCUAUUUGGUUCUGGUGGGAGCGCCCCUGGAAGCGGAACAGAAAAAGACCCAGUGGUCUACCGUGUGGAAGUCAUUACACCUGCUUGCACAAUACUUUAUGCUAGGAAACAUCACUUGGAACGCCUCACUCUUCCUCAAGACUAGCCCCAGCAUUCGGGGAGUGUUCCUUGGGGGAGAGGCAGUGGGACAAGGCUGGAGGUACUGCUACACGUGUGAGACGCACACUCCCCCGCGCUGCUCCCACUGCUAUGAUUGCAAGGCGUGUGUUCUGCGGCGAGACCACCACUGUGUGUUCUUCGGCCAGUGCGUUGGCUUCCGGAACUACCGCUACUUCCUGAGCUGCCUGCUGUUCAUGUGGGCGGGGCUUCUGUACGCGGUGGUGAUGAACGCUGAGGUCUUCAUCGUCAUCCUGAAGGAGGGGGUCAGCCUGCACAGUGUCCUGCUGCUGGUCAUGCCCUGGAUCAUGCUGGUCUCUGGCCAGGUGUCGGCACGGGCGUUUGGCUUUGCCUUCAUCGCUGACACCUGUGUGGUGGGCUUCCUGCUGGUGGCCUCCUUCCUCUUCUUCCACAUCUUCCUGCUCCUGCGAGGGCAGACGACCCGUGAGUGGUACUCCAACCGCCGGCCCUACAACCUGGGCGUGGUGGGCAACCUGCGCCACUAUCUCGGUCUCCGCUGGUACCUCUGUUGGCUCUGCCCCCUCAUCCCCUCCCCCCUGCCGGGUGACGGUAUCUACUUCCAGGUCACGGGGUCGCUGGAACCUGCCCGGUAACCCUGCGGUCAGUUCAUCAUGAAUGAUCUAGGAAAGCACUGUACUGUUUGCAUCAGCCUGUGGGUGGGGUGAUUUAUACCUGUUUGAGGUGCUCAGUGUUGCCCUGCCUUUACCCAGCUCCCUGCCCUGUAUGCUGGGAAGGCAGCUCUACAUCAGAGGCAGUAGUUUUCAUGGUAAAUCUGGUAUUUUGACCAAGUGUCGGAAGCAGCUCUAAAAAUAUGAUAUAAUAUACUGUUUACUUUCCUAGGCUUGUAUAAUCAGCCUCAUACUGAUUAUACAAGCCAGGGAAGGUAAACUGUGGAAUCUGCAGUGUUUACAUAGCCUUGGAGCUUUAAAGUAGAAUUGGAAUAUGACACUGAAUACAUUAAUGUUUUGAUUGAUGAUCAAUUGAUUCAAUGUUUAUCAAGGUCUCUUGUGGAAAUAAAUUCUGACUCAACCACGCCAUCUAUAGGUCAUCCAGUGACCAUACAGGAGUUGUCAGUCCUGCUGUUUUUAAUCAUCUGUUCUUAUAUUCUACAUACAGUAUGUGUGGGUGUUUGAUGAUGACACUCUUUCAUUAUGCUCUGGUCUCAUUUACAGUGCCAAUUUAGAUUACGGUUGUUUUUAAUGUGUUUUUCCCCCCAACGUUUGUCUUUGCCUUUUUGUAUGCACUCCUUGAUUGCAGCCAAAACAGAUGUGUAUCAUUUCCCUGUUGGUCAUUUCAACAUGGAAAAUUAUGUUGAUUAUCAGUAGUAUUUUGCUGACAUUUUCUGAAAAUACUGUAUUAUUUUGUUUGCCUUAUAAGGGUAAUAAAGGAUUAUAUUAGCCAUUGAAAUGUUUUGUUUUGUCAUACAUGGCCUGUAUAAUGUUUGUAGAUUAA